Thrips palmi is the source of this 7007-nucleotide messenger RNA. It is a transcript of the gene hzg, whose product is annotated as carboxy-terminal domain RNA polymerase II polypeptide A small phosphatase 1. Lineage: Eukaryota; Metazoa; Arthropoda; Insecta; Thysanoptera; Thripidae. Gene Ontology annotation, molecular function: RNA polymerase II CTD heptapeptide repeat phosphatase activity. The transcript is spliced from 6 exons. The record is from RefSeq and is a predicted model, not a curated record. Bases 180 to 1151 code for a protein of 323 amino acids.
CGGUGGCUAUGACGUCAUACCGACGUCAUACCGGCUUCUCCUCGUUCUCCCCGAAGACGAACGAGACCCCCAACAACAAGUCGUUCUGCCAUUUUGGAUACUCGGAGAACAUUUCAUGGUUAUCGAUAUUUACUCGUUUAGAAUUGAGUUAAAAACGAAGAAAUCCAACAAAUGUUUAAAUGGACGCGUCGUCCAUCAUCACGCAGGUGUCACGCGAUGACGAGCAGCUAAAUAACUUCCCGGAGAAAGUUGUACCUGCCAGAGAGUAUGACUUACCCCCCGCAGGUCAAUUGGGGAAGAAACCCCGGAGGAGCAUUUUACGGUCGCUCUUAUGCUGCUUCGGGGGCCAGGCUAGUUCCAAAGGAUCGAGUACUAAGGCUUCAGUGGACAGCGAUGGCCGGUACUCUCCACAGCUCAGUCCUGGCCAACCCAGAUAUCUUUUACCUCAAGUACGAACCUCAGAAAUGCACAAGAAGUGCAUGGUGAUUGACUUGGAUGAAACAUUGGUGCAUAGUUCUUUCAAGCCAAUCAACAAUGCUGACUUUGUUGUGCCAGUCGAGAUUGAUGGCACAGUUCACCAAGUAUAUGUUUUGAAGAGACCACAUGUUGAUGAGUUUCUUCAGCGCAUGGGUGAAUUGUAUGAGUGUGUUUUAUUUACUGCAAGUCUUGCUAAGUAUGCUGAUCCUGUAGCUGAUUUACUGGACAGAUGGGGAGUGUUCAGGGUUCGAUUAUUCAGAGAAUCCUGUGUUUUCCAUAGAGGCAACUAUGUGAAAGACCUGAACAAACUUGGCAGAGAUUUGCAGAAAGUUAUAAUUGUUGACAACUCUCCUGCCUCAUAUAUUUUCCACCCAGAUAAUGCUGUUCCUGUUGCCUCAUGGUUUGACGACAUGCAAGACUCUGAGCUGAUGGACUUGAUUCCAUUUUUCGAAAAACUUAGCAGUGUUGAAUCUGUUUACUCUGUCCUAUGCAACUCGAACCAUCCAUACAACAGUACUAACAGUCCGAGUAGCCAACUUCAACAUCUCCCUCAUGACGAAGAGGAGGAAAGGCGGCAGCAGCAACAGCAAUUGUCGUAUCAACACCAUCCAAUUCAUCAGAUGGAACAGCAACAGCAGCAGCAUCUUCAAUUAGGGAACCAUUCUGUUUCAUAACGUUGACUUGCCCCACCUGGAGUGGUGGUGGUUGGCUUUAGUUGAGGGGCACAAGACUGGACUGGGUAGGCAGGGCUUGCGUCAGUUUGCGUCUGUGCUCACUGCCGCUUGAUUUUUGGGUUAUGUCUCAAUUAGGAAAUGUCUGCCCAGCCUUUGCUGAAAUUCAGUCAAUCUCUAAAUCAAUUAAUUUGUCUCUUUAUUCUGAUUAAGUACACCCUCUGAUGAUCCAUUCUUGUAAUGUGAUGAUUGCUUCUUUAACUUCUAUGUUUGUGUAUGUGUGUUCCAUAUGUGCAAAACUAAGUGCAUAUGCAUUCUCACAUGUACUGGAGUGAACAUAGAGAUUUUAUUAUUUUAUUUGUGUGACUCUAAACCUUUUAGGUAUUUAUUGGACAUAACCCUAUGUGAUAUUAGCGUAAUUAGUGAGCCUGGUCUGGUAUUGUGCCGCUUGCCAUGUUGGCUCUUUCAAUGCAACUGCUUGAUGGAAGGCUUCUUGCAUUCCUGUAUGUAUUUGCAUUCAUCCAAUUUCGGUAUGGACAAUGUAAUUGUUGUUACCAAAGUUUCUUGACAAGAUACCAGUAUCUCAUUUUGAGGCAAAGAAACAAAUUGUGUAUGAUAAGCAAUGCAUCAAAGCAGAGGCAUAUUCUCCCAGUGGCAGCUACGUCUGCAUUAUUUAAAUAAACUGACAAGGCAGAUUUCAGCCACUACUACUAAGUCAUCAAUAUAUUCUACAGUCCAUGUGCCAAUAUUGUCUUACUGGGUAUCAUGAGCCAAUUUUCUUCAUAUUCGUGAAAGGGUUUUAUCCUAUGCUUCACUUUUCUAUCAGAUAUAUUUUUUUAGAAACUUCUGAAAGGGUCUGCAUCUGAUAAAUGCACUUUGCUCCAAUUUCAUUCAAGCUUUCAUACUAUUACAGACUAUUUUUUAUCAACCUCUCAUAAUCAAGUCUAACUCAUUAAAGAUUAGUAUAUUAUUACUAAAGGACCAUUAAUUUCAUUUUAAUCUUGGCGUCAAAUUUUAUCCGAUGAAAGUGCCAUAUCAAAGGAGGUAGUACUUGUCCACACACUGGAAUCUAUAUCACCUUGACAUGUGAGUGCAUGUGAGUGCACCAUGCAUCUUGUUGAUGGAAAUGUAAUUCUGUUGGUUGUACUGUUUUCUACUCAUUCAAGUUUAGCAUAUUUAACCAUUUCAUAUCUGUUUUGUCAGUUUUUAUGAAAUUUAAUAUGCAGGGUGUAUAUAGGUAUUGUUACUGUCUCACCUUUGCAUUAAAACUACAUAUGAUAGUGUUGCUUACUUGUCCGGCUGACUUUUGAACUAUUCAUUCAUCAGGACUGCCCUUUACAAGGAUUUUCUCCCUUUUUAAUGAAAAUUUAGGUACCAUGUUUCGUUGUUUUUUCCCCUUUUUCUUACUGAAAUUUACCUUUGACUUAGAAAGUUACGGAACAUCUGUAUCUUUGUUAUGAUUCACAAUAGAUUAACUUAUAGAGCAUUUUAUGUUUUUAUCUUAUUUUUUUUCUUUUUCCUUUGUUGAUGGAGUUUGUAUAGUUAUUUUAUUGUAACAUUUUGAGAAAUUUUCUUUAUUGUGAGGCCUUUGUUUUCCCCUGGCAUUCCUCAAGUUUAGUAAUUCAUAGUGCAAUCAGACCUUUCAAAUGCAUCAUUUAUAGGCAUCAUCCUACUUUAUGUUACAAGAAACUUAUCUUGAUAGUGGUGGUGGUAAGUCGGCAUUUCACGAGCUUUUAAGUGCCUUUUAAUGUUAGGACAGAUGUGAUGCACUGAAGGAACCUAUUCUGCUGUAUGCAUACUGAUUUGUCUUUAUGUUUAAGUUCAAAAUUAUUAUGUCUGUGGUCCAUGCAAAGCAAAGUUUCAAAAAUCUGGGUAGCAGCCACAUAUAGCCGCAUCUGUUUCAACUUAAUCACUUGAGUGGGCGAUUCCAGUCUCCUCACCUCUUUACAUCUCAUUUUCAAUGAAGGUUGUAAAUAACUGAGGGUUUUGUAUUCCUCUUAAAAUUAUUCGUGUUGUAUUUACAUUAGUCAGCCGAUUGCAGCCUAACCAAAUUUGUUUUAUGAACUAAUUUUUAAUGACUUUGUGGAUCUGUUUGUUGCACCUUUCAUUUUUAUGUUUACUUCAUGAGGAUUUGUUGGGAAUGUUUUUCUUUGCUGGUACCCUUCACUGUAAUUUGAAAAGUAAGCCUUUUGUUGGUUGAAGACUGUAAAUGAUUGUAAAACUUGCCCAUAUUCCCCCAAAAUUUUAUUUGGCUCAAAGGGUUCAGAGUCUAAAUGACUCUUGUUCCUUAUGCUAAUACAAGUGAACCCAGGUAUUUUUGUGAUCCAGUUUCAUUAUCAUAACUAUGCAUUAGAAAUACUGUUAAGCAGCCAGGAGAAAAUUCUGUAAAUUUGAAAACUAUUUGUUUACAUGGUCUUGUAGCAGCUAAAAAACAUCAUCUUCUGACAACCUUGUAUUUUUGAAUAAGUGUUCCUGACAAAGUGAACCCAAAAUUGAUGUAAUUCAAGGAUGGAAGUACAAGUACUUUCACACCUUCAAAUCAAGUCAAUUCUACGUACAAACUAUGAUAGCUUGGUCUGAUUUGGGUUAACUGGUAAUGGACAUACUUGUAGGUGGCAUGUUGCAAGCUUAUAAAUAGUAGUCUAUUUUAAGUGUGAACAUUUACCUCAUCAGUAUUUUCAGUGGACCUUGAACAUUCAAACAGUGUUCAUAAUGUGCUUACGGUACAUCAAAUGAUUUUUGUCUGAAAUGAUUUGCUCUGUUUCAUCGUUGUCAUAGUAGUAUGACCGUUACUGGGAACUUAAUAUUAUUUAUUUAUUUAUCAACAUCAAAUUUUGUGAAAAAUUGACUAUUCUCUUAUGACAUUAAUUGUUUUAUAUUACAUGUUUUUAGGCUUUUUUUGUUUCAACUGUAUAUCCCUGCAUUCUGAGGCUGUCAUAGCUUCUCAACGAAUGCUGUAUGUAUCACAUAAAAAAUUUGUACUUACAAACUAUAUUGGGUACUUAAUCUACUCAUAUGUUAUCUAUCUGAAUGUCUGAGCCAGCACACAACUGUUUUUGCUUCCCCUGGUUAUGAUGAGAAUGUUGUCACUUUUCAUGCUUUUAACUUUUACUUUAUUGUGCUGUUCCCCUUCCCAUUAAUGAAAACAAAACUAUAACAGAACUGUGAGACAAUUAUUAUUGGUCCCUGUGAUGAGCAUUCUAUUUAUUAUCACUUGUAAGUGGCCCACCAAUUGUAGAAUUUCUUUUUUCCUCUUUUGUUCUGAACAUAUCAUGAUAUUUUGUUUCUGUUGCAUCUCCAUUUUAUUUAGCCUUAAAUCCUGAGGUUUUUUGCCAUCUAUACUAUUAGCUUCUAUUUUUGGUACUACUUUUCUACAUUUUCUAUGUUUGACAGUAUUUUCAAGUGUAUUAUCAUGAUUUGCAUGUUUACUGGUGCAGUGUUUUUAUGUAAGUCUGAUGGUAGUGUCCACUUAUGAAUGGGGAUGUUGGUUUCAAAUUUCACUGUUGUGUAGGAACUGGCACAUUUGCUCCCUUUACCCUGAGUAUCAAAGAAAUCGGCAUCCAAGUUCGGGAACAGACUGCAAUAAAGAGGACAACCCUCAUGUUGUGUUUUGUGUUAAACCUAGUGUAGGUUAGAAUUACAAUGAGUAAUCGUUUUGCUGUUCAGUCUUUUUUUUUUCUUCUUUCUUUUUGUAAAAAAAAAAAUAGAGUCACUAUGAGAAUUUAUUUUGGUUAUCUUGAGGCAUGGAUGUAAACACCUUUUCCAAUUGAUAUUUUCUUCAUUGUUGUAAUGUAGAUCCUUCAAAAGUUCCUUUUAUAUUCUUUGAAGCAUUCUCCUAUUCUUUUUGCUCUUGAAAUUAUUGUGAUGUCUUGACUGAACUCUUUUACUUCAGUUCUUUUUUUUUUUAUGUUUUUGUUAAUGUGUGGAAAGCUCAUUCACAUUGGAAUAUGUAGCUGUGUAGCUAUUGCUCUGCUUCAGUGUCACUUAACAUGUUUAAAAAAAAUUUUAAAAUUGGAUCUUGAAGCCUCAUUGCUAUAGGUUAUGCAAAAAGGGCUUGAGCCCUGGAGUACUGUACUUUAUUUGCAAUGAGUGGGGCCAGUGUUGAUAGCAGUGGAGAAGCAUUUUUAUCCAUCACUUCGAUUAUGAGGUAGGCAUUUUGAUUGAACAAACCCCUCGGUGUUGCUUCUGUGUUCAGUACUGAAAGCAAGUGCUCCUUAAAUAUUUCAGAUUUCAUUGAUAUUAUGUCCCCCUCCCCCUGCCCCUUGUUUUGUUGUGAUUUUAUCAGCUUCAACUUUGUUUUAUUACUGUUUUUGUUACCAACUCUGAACUGUCUUAAUGUUUUGACCAUGUCUUUGGUACCAUAUGGUUGGAACCUGUUUGAUCUGUCAUACAUAACACUAGACUUGAAGGAAAGUUUUGCAUACAAUGAAAACUAAUAUAUUCUAGUAAUAAAUACUGAUGCUUUUGAACAAUUGUUUCAGACUGUAAACCUACACUUUUUGUUUUCUGAAAAGAAAUGUUUGGCAUUGAUUUUUGUUGGAGUUUAUGUAUCUAUAGCAUGCUUUCUAGCAUGCCAGCUUGUUUUGCCUCUUAACUUUUACUGAGAGAUGUUUCACCAUUGCUUACCAAAUAUGCUUCCAUCAACUUCUUUCACACUUCCUUCUUUAUUUUGUUAUUAGUUAAUUUGACUUUAUAAUAGAUACUUUUAUUUGUGGCAUAUGCUUAGCUGUUAAUUGGCGCCCCUGAGUUAGACUUAGAGUAACUGGUACUAGUUAUGAUUAAAAGGAAAACUGCACUGGGCUUCUUGAGUGAUAUGUUCACCACUCAUGUUUAACCUCAGCAAAACCUAUGCGACAGCACAGAGCACAAAUUCUAGUUGAGAGCUUUGCACUACUCAGUCAAUUUUUUUUUUCUUUAAAAAAUUAAUUUAGUAGGUUUGAGCUUUGCAAUAGGGUGGUUAUGGGCAUCAUGCAUUUUGCAUGCACAUACAUUUUAUUUUAUGUGUGUGUUUUUACCUAUAACUUGUUUGGUCCUGACUCUGCAUUAGUGUUUUAAAACUAUUCGCUUUCAUCAAGCACCUAGUCGAAUGUUUUCAGGAAAAAGUAGCACCCAGGCAAUGAUUAUUUUUAUUUAUUUGUGUGUAGUACAGAUCAUUCAAUUUUGCUUUGAUAUUAUGACUGGAUGUGAACCAUCCUGCGAUUGACUUAGCUGUGGGUUGACACAGUAUGACGUUUAGGGAAUAUUGCUCGGAUAGCUAUGUUUACUCAUUGUUACAAUGCUUCCGCAAAUUUGUCACAGUGACGUAUCUGUUUAAGUGUGUGUAUGCAGAAUUCUAGCAGGAUAGCCCAAUCCAGUCCACCCAAAGACUAGCCAUUUGUAGAUUGGUUUGUAUUUAUAAUUGGUUAAUUCAUUUUUAUUUUAUUCAUAAAAAAAUGUGUACAUACUAUUGUUGUUAAAAGAUAAAAUGAAUAAUACUCUCCAUACAAGUACUAACUAGCCUUGACUGGGCACGGGGAAGGUGCAGGGGUUGAUUGUAGGUGCUUCCAAUUGAGCUGUGUAUGGAGAUAUAUUGCUCAAUGGUUUCAUUAUUCAAGAUCUUUUGUAUUUUAAAUACAUAAAACUAGCCAUAAGAUAAAUUUAUAAUAACACAUAUUUUGGAUUACAUUACUGGAAUUCGUAUCCUUGCAUUGUAAUGAGAGUGAGAGAUUGAGAUAAAUGAAUAAUUGUCGUCAUAAUUAUUUUACCCGUGUAUAAACUUAACUGAUGUACAUUCUUCAUGUUGUACAUAAUCUGUUUCAUUUGAGCAACAGAAACAAUCAUAAAGCCUUUGGUUUUGUAAAUAAAAAGCCUUUCCAUUUA